Molecule: messenger RNA, 1443 nt
Organism: Cokeromyces recurvatus
Lineage: Eukaryota; Fungi; Mucoromycota; Mucoromycetes; Mucorales; Mucoraceae
Product: WD40-repeat-containing domain protein
Exons: 2
Coding region: 1-1443 (480 amino acids)
Biological process (GO): anaphase-promoting complex-dependent catabolic process; positive regulation of anaphase-promoting complex-dependent catabolic process; positive regulation of ubiquitin protein ligase activity
Cellular component (GO): anaphase-promoting complex
Molecular function (GO): protein binding; anaphase-promoting complex binding; ubiquitin ligase activator activity
Source: RefSeq, a predicted model, not a curated record
AUGCGUUUUAAUAGUAUUGGUAAUAGCUCAUCUACUUCUGGUAGCAGUAGUUAUACACCACAGUUUACUAUGCGUCCUAGUUUAAAACGUUCGCGUUCUACUGCUUCUCAUCUUGAUACAUUAAACGAAGAAUGGUUAACUGCACCUAUUAAAUGCAGACAAAAAACUUAUGAUAACACACACUUUUAUGAUCGUUUUAUACCCAGUGUAAUUGAUAUGCCUUCUGCUCAAGCACGUAUCAAUAAUAUACACUCUUUUACUAUUCCAGAUGGUAGUGGUCAAGAAACCUUUGAUGAACAAAUCGCUAGAGCUAUUGGUAUUGAUCCUUCUAAACGUAUCUUAUCCUUUGAUAGGAGACCCCCCAUACAAAAGGUGGACGUCACGAAGAACUCUCCUCUUCCAACCACCUUACGUCCUGCUAACUCUGUUAAAAUGAAGCGUCGUAUUAAUAUGACGCCAGAAAGAAUCUUGGAUGCCCCCUAUAUUGUGGAUGACUAUUAUCUUAAUGUUCUUGAUUGGUCUAAAAAGAACAUCGUGGCUAUUGGUAUGGACAAGUCUGUCUAUCUUUGGAAUGCUGAUACAGGUGCUAUUCGAGCUCUUAAAUAUAAUUCUAAUGAUCAAGUCUGUUCCUUAUCGUGGUCCUCUGAUGGUUAUUACUUGGCUGUGGGUACAGAAUCCGGUGAUACACAAAUAUGGGACGUGCAAUCUAAUACAAAGCUUCGUUCAAUGAAGGGAGGAGGUCAAGAAUGUCGUAUUGGUGCACUUGCCUGGGAUCGUUACUAUUGCUCAUCUGGUGCCUAUAACGGUAGUAUCUUUCAUCAUGAUGUCCGUAUUGCUAAACACGUAGUACGUCAAAUGUAUGGUCAUGAUGAAGAAGUCUGUGGGCUCAAAUGGCGUUGGGAUGGUGGUGCCUUGGCUAGUGGCGGUAACGAUAACACGGUGAAUAUCUGGGAUGCACGCGUCUCUCAAGCCAGACACACGAAAAGAAGUCAUACAGGUGCUAUUAAGGCUCUCGCUUGGUGUCCAUGGAAACAUGACUUGUUAGCUACAGGUGGUGGUCGUGAUGAUAAGAAGAUUUGCUUCUGGGAUACAACCCAUGGUAACCGUCUCAAGACAAUUCAAACUGACUCUCAAGUGACUUCCUUAAACUGGUCUCAACAUCAUCGUGAAAUCGUUUCAACUCAUGGUGGUUCUAGGAAUCAAAUUAAUGUCUGGGGUUAUCCUAGUCUUGAAAAAAUCGCUGAUAUCCCCGCUCAUUCAACAAGAAUCUUACAUGCUGCUCUUAGUCCUGAUGGACAAACAUUAGCUACUGCUGCUGCUGAUGAAAAUCUUAAAUUCUGGCGUAUCUUUGAUGCUGAAGGUCUUUCACGUUUAACCUCUGGUCAUCAAAGUCGUGCUGAAAAGCGAGAAUCUUUGUUGAGAAGACAAAGAUCCAUUCGUUAA